Zingiber officinale is the source of this 2437-nucleotide messenger RNA. RefSeq lists its product as uncharacterized. NCBI's taxonomy places the organism in Eukaryota, Viridiplantae, Streptophyta, Magnoliopsida, Zingiberales, Zingiberaceae. The record is from RefSeq and is a predicted model, not a curated record. The transcript is spliced from 7 exons. The coding region runs from base 1338 to 2123 and encodes 261 amino acids.
AAUAUUAGAUAGAAAGUCAGGUUGUACCUAUUGAGAAAAAACUUUGAGAGACAUUUAAAAUGAUAUGGACACAUUCUUAGGCAUCUAAUAGAUACUCCAAUUAGGCGAUAUGAGACGAUGAUAAAUACACACAUCAAUUGAGGAAGAGAGAUCAAAGAAAACUUAGUAAGCAACUAUAAAUUAGGAUAAUAUUUAUUUAAAUAUAGAUGAGAAUAUAGUAGGAGAUCAAGUUUAAUGACAUAGGAGGAUUCAUGCCACUUUCACUAACAAGAGUUCAUAAUGUGGUAGAGAGUCUGACGACACCUCUCUAUACUGACACUACUUAUGAGGAACAUCCACUCCAUAUCUUGGAGCACAAAGAGCACCAACUUCGAAAGAAGAGGGUGCGUCUAGUGAAAGUAGCGUGGUAACGUUAUACUUAUUGAGAGACUACUUAGAAGCAUGACGAAGACAUACGAGAAUGAUUUUCUCACUUUUCCCUUUAAGUGAACUGAAAAAAAAUUUGGAGGACCAAAUUUCUUUUUAGGAGGACCAAAUUUCUUUUUAGGAGGACCAAAUUUCUUUUUAGGAGGGUAGGAUGUUAUAUAUGCUAAAAUAAUAAUAAAAAUAAUAAAGGGUGCGAUUACAACAUUUUAAAUUUCUUGAAUCUUUUUGCAAAAGUAUGGUUAAAAAGUAAAUCUUCGACUUUUUUUUGCCCCUUUCUCCUCCCGUGACCUUCUUUUGCCUUAACGAGCCGACAUUUUUAUUUUCCCUAAACCCUAAAUUUCCUCAUUCAACAAAAAAAACUCUCUAGCGGCCACAACCUCUUGUUGUUGCAGCCUUGCACCGCCAUAGCCUUGCAACGCCACCGCUGCCAUAGCUUCACGACACCACCAUCGUCCGUGCUAUGCUAUUGCCUCGCAACACUACUCUGCAAUGUUGUCGUCAUCUUAGCCCCAUAAAGCCACUACUUUCGACAUUGCUAUUGUGGUUGUUAUCACCUUCAUAGGCAGCUUCAUACUGUCACAAUCUCCAUGGCAUGUUAGAAGCAGCCAUUGCCCAUGCCAGAAUCAAUCGACGCCCAUGUUGGAAGUAUCAUUUACCAUGCUAGCUGGCCAUUGUUAGCAUUGUUGUUGCUUGCUACUAGCGAUGUUGUGCCGCCCCACCUAGCACUAAAUAGGAAUUGAUUGACCUUUUCACGCAACUAUAGCCCAGUGCUUUAGUUUACAAUGUUUGGGACUUAUGAUUCCCAAGGAGGUGGAUUGGAAAUAUGAGUUAGAAGUGACCAUGGAGCCUCAAGGUACAUAAUAUAACAUACGGUGGAAUUUCUUUAUUCAAGGGUAGCUAUCAUCUUUAGGAUGUCUGGAAGUUCUUCUAUCAAGAAUGAACUUGGACCUGAUUUUCAUGGUUAUUACAAGCACCAUUUCUUGGAGCUGUUUCCUCAAAAUGGUGGUCAUGUUUCACCUCCUUUCGAGUCAGAUUUGGAUCCACUUUUAGGAUACCAAACAGGAGAGGCUGAAACAGUUAUUACUCCAAAGAAUUGUGAGACUGAUAAAAGUUAUCAUCCUCCCAUAUCGUUCUUUGCCAGAGUAAUUGGUGAAGAGCUUUCAGAAUAUAAGAAAGAGACAUUGAAGGCAAUACUACACCAGACUGUGGUUUGUCUUAAUCAGGAAGCAGAUGAGAUAUUUGGCCAUAUCCUAGCAACUCUCCAAAUCUCAUCAGAUCUGCAGGCGAAAGAGCAGUUGCCAUGUAAUUCAACUUUCUUCAUUAAAGAGACCAGUGAGCUUCUUGGUAGUAAGAAGAGAAAGUCGUCUUCUUCUCCUGACAAAUGUGAAAGUUUCUCUAACACUCUCAAUUUCAAUUCUCAGCUUUGCCAACUGGAGCAGAAUGUUGAAGAAUAUCUGGACAUGGUUGUCUCCAAGUGCAGACCUAUGACACUAGCUGAGAAGCAGCAACUUGGUAGAAAGAUCCAGAAGCUUCCAGAGAAGGCACUUGAUCGUGUGGUAGAAGUCCUUCAAUGUAGUAACUCUUCAAGAAGCAGUCCUGCAGACACGAUCUCUGUAAAUCUUGAAGGGCUGGAUGAUGUGAUCCUGUGGAGAUUGUACUACGUUGUUCAGUCUGUAGCGAAAGCAAAUGAGCUCUGAUUGAGAAGCCAGUUUGGAAGUAAAAAAGGAGUGCUUGUUCAUGAGCUUGGCUCAUUACAAAUUUUUGCCUAUUGAUGACCCAUUGCUCAUUGUGAGCUCCCAGGGGAUAAGUUUCAAUCCCAGUCACGACUUCGCCAUUGUGGCACAUCAGAUCCUUGUGCUAUUUUUGUGGAUCGGACAAAGGGUCCAUUGAAAACCCAAGGGGGCCCAUCCACUGGAUUCAAUCUUGGUGGUGAGAGUUGUAUUCCUUUUUCUUGUAGAUGAGUACAAAUUUUAUCCUGAGGUUAUUUUUAAAUUCACCGUGUGUUUCAUCU